Hippopotamus amphibius kiboko is the source of this 342-nucleotide messenger RNA. RefSeq names its product 60S acidic ribosomal protein P1-like. Bases 1 to 342 code for a protein of 113 amino acids. Gene Ontology annotation, biological process: cytoplasmic translation; translational elongation. Gene Ontology annotation, cellular component: cytosolic large ribosomal subunit; ribosome. Gene Ontology annotation, molecular function: protein kinase activator activity; ribonucleoprotein complex binding; structural constituent of ribosome. Lineage: Eukaryota; Metazoa; Chordata; Mammalia; Artiodactyla; Hippopotamidae. The record is from RefSeq and is a predicted model, not a curated record. The transcript has a single exon.
AUGGCCUCUGUCUCAGAGCUCCCCUGCAUCUACCCGGCCCUCACCCUGCACGGUGAGGUGACGGUCACCGAAGGUAAGAUCAAUGCCCUCAUUAAAGCAGCCGGUGUAAAUUUUGAACCUUUCUGGCCAGGCUUGUUUGCAAAGGCUUUGGCCAAUGUCAACAUCAGGAGCCUCAUCUACGAUGUGGGGGUUGGUGGACCUGCUCCGGCAGCUGGUUCUGCACCAGCAGGAGGUCCUACCCCCUCCACCACUGCCGCCCUAGCUGAGGAGAAGAAAGCAGAAGCAAAGAAAGAAGAAUCUGAAGAGUGUGAUGAUGACAUGGGCUUUGGUCUUUUUGACUAA